CAAUAUAUGAGAUGAAAUAAAAAAAAACGAUAUGAAACGAGCUAUUUUGUGUUUUAUAUUGGUCAUUGGCACAGUUUUCGAACAAGGAGAAUCGUACUAUGAACCGUGUUUCAAUUUGAUGUUUGUGUUUGAUGUCUCGUGUGAAGUGGAUAAAGAAGCAAUUUACAAUGCACUCUUAUUUCAUGAGAAAUUGAUUUGGGACUUGACAAUUAACUAUGAAAACAUACCAGAAAACUUCAAAGAAGGUGCUGUUUUAUUUGAUAAAAAUGAAAAAGUUAUCUUUGAGAUGGGAUCCAUUUUCCAUGACUUUUUCAUUAUAUGGGACAAAACGGAUCUUAGAAAGACGAAAUGCAAACCAAAAACUGAUGUAGCAUUAAGGUCGCUGUAUGAAGAUCACAUGCGAUUUGAAAGUACACCACGAAGUCAGAAUAAAAGGAACGUGAAGGCCAUGGCUGCUAUACUGUUUACAGAUGGACUGACAGAUUCAAAAUCAGUUAACAACAUAGAUAAUGUCUUAGAUGAUUUAGUUCUGUAUGGAGUCGAUCUAUUUACAGUCCUGAUAGAUAAGAAAAGAAAGGAAAAGGUUAAAGGCUUGCGUUCCAUAGUGGACAAGCUCCAGGAGAGUAAUGUGCAACGAUACUAUGACAUAAAGGGUGAUUUUGAAGGAUCUAACUACAAAUUUGGAGCCAAUCGUUUCUUUGACAUACGGAAUGAGUCAUCUACAGCUGUUUCUGAAAUUGCAAAUGAGCUCCGACAAAGGCAACCUUUCCCUCCAAUGCGUCAUUAUGGAUGCGAUGCGCCUGAUCUUGGCUUUGAAUCCGAGCCUCAUUGUUGGCCAUGGUUUGCCGCCAUCCAGAGCAGAGAUGAGUAUCAUCCGAUGGGCUGGGUGAAUUUUUGUGGUGGAAGUUUACUUAACAAUGGCUGGGUUCUCACCUCAGCUCAUUGCUUUAACAGAAAACGGAAAGACGUAAGAAUAGUAUUGGGCAAACAUGACCUUACAAAAAUUGAAGAGGGGGAAGUUGCUUAUAACAUAAGCAUGAUAAAAAUACAUCGUAGAAAUGACAUUGCCUUGGUAAAGCUUGAUGGUUAUGAUUCAAAUGUAAUAUCUGGAAAGAUACAACCAGCUAAACUGCCAGCCAAAAAUAUGAAACACGAAUUAAAAGAUUAUGUGGCAAACAAAGGGAAAUUCACAGUUAUUGGAUAUGGAGUCGUAACUAAAUCAAUAUUUGGUAGGCAAUCCAAUGUAUUGAGGGAAAUCGAAGUUCUAUCACAGCCCUUGGGCCAAUGUAAAUCCACUUACUCUGACAAAACCACAAAGCGUCUAUUUCAUUUAAAAAAUAUCAGGGUAACAGCAGAUUCAAUUUGUGCUGGAGGCAUAGGUUCCGAUGCAUGUAAGGGUGAUUCUGGAGGCCCAUUGAUGUCUAACAUGACAGGUGAAUGGUUGGUUUAUGGUCUGGUAGAAUCUGGAGCUCCUGCAUGUGGACUAGCAGAUAUUCCAGGAGUGUAUACAUCAGUUAUCCAUAAUCUAAAAUGGAUAGAUAGCAUCACUGGACCGAUUCAAAAUGGUGGUACAAACCCCAAAGUGUAUAUGGCUCCAAAUGUAUGUCAUAGACCAGUCUGUGUAAAAGAACUGAAUGUAAUUAUCGUAGCAGAUCUCACAACUGAUGCAGACAUUAGUGAAUACCCCAUUGAAGCAUUCAUAAUGCAAUUGGGUAUUGCUCCAACUAAAGUCCAACUUGGUAUUGUGGCAAUAACGGAUGAUGUCCAUGAGGUUAUAACAAUUUCAAGAGAGUUCGGAAUUUAUAAUAUAAUUGAAGCUUUAAGAAAUGUCACUCAAGCCAAAAAUAUCAAUAAGAACAAUCCGAUCCGAUCCACUACCAAUGAUGAGACAACCCCCUAUACAGACGAAAGUACAAAACCUCUAACAACAGCCAGUCCAGAGUCACAAACCUUCCACGAAGAAAUGAUUAUAAGAGCAUUUAAAUUAGCAGAUGAUCAGUUAAAAAACAAUCAGCGUUUUGGUCCCCAGCUGUUAAAAGGCCCUCUUACAGCUGGGGACCAAAAUGCCGCUGGAAGUAGGGACUCUGUUGAAGAGAAUAAUGUACCAUCAGAAAGGGAUUUGUGUUUGAAUGGAACAAGUUUGAAGAAAACGGUGCAGUAUGAGACUUGUAAUCCUUGA
Owenia fusiformis is the source of this 2179-nucleotide messenger RNA. The record is from the annotation of a GenBank genome assembly. Lineage: Eukaryota; Metazoa; Annelida; Polychaeta; Sabellida; Oweniidae.